This is a messenger RNA of Phymastichus coffea, 4103 nucleotides long. RefSeq lists its product as uncharacterized. The record is from RefSeq and is a predicted model, not a curated record. Bases 344 to 1987 code for a protein of 547 amino acids. The transcript has 5 exons. NCBI's taxonomy places the organism in Eukaryota, Metazoa, Arthropoda, Insecta, Hymenoptera, Eulophidae.
ACGAACGCGCCAGAGCAAAGCGACAUUCUCAGUUAAAAUGGCCACUUGAAUAGUUUAACCAGUUUCUUGCACUAAUAUUGUUAUUACAAGAUGUAUUUUACUACCAUGGAAUCUAAAGUAUCAGUUGAAAAAUCAUUGAAAGUCGCUGUUUCGUUAUCAACAUUCUCGACUGAGUGCGCGGAAAGAUUGAUUUCUAAGUGUUUUGCUACAAAAAAACAACACGCAUUGAGACAUCACAAUCGCAGAGGCCGUUCUUGUUUGCCACACAGCAGUGGUGUCAAGUUUCGAAUAAUAGGAAGUGGUGGUAGAAGAAAUUACUGAAUAGUUGCAUUACUCUACAGCAAUGGAUUACCAAUCAAGGUAUCCAGUACGUUCAAAUUCAGAUCUGGUAACAGCUAUUUUUAUCAACUCACCCGAAUAUCAAUCCAGUUUCAAAGCGCAUUGGUCUGACAACAUGUAUUCCCAACAGCAAUCACAGUCUAAGAAGCACCUCUUAGGUAGCAGCUUUGAUGAAAACAAACAAAAUCACAGUUUUCGAAAAAUCUGUUCGACCGAGCAAUCACUGAGCGUUGAUAGCUUGCCCAAAAGAGACGGUUUUUGGCAAAGUCUAACGAAAAGUGCAAGAAAUUUGUUAGGCAACCAUCUCAACAGUACAAGUUCAAUUCUGAAAAGCUGGUCAAAUAUGAACACACCAUUAUCUGUGACAGUAGUCUCGCCUGAUUUAUAUAAAUCUCUGCAGGGAAGCAAGGAUCAACAAAUGAUAUCAUCCUCAAAAAACUUCUCCGCCACCUUUGCAUGGAUCAAGGAGAUCAAUCAGACAAGGGAUUAUUUGUUGUCUCAUGAUUUAAUCGAUACUGAAAUUAUGAGUAAUAAUAUGGAGAAGGACACUGUUCUUACUGAUGCCGAGAGACAGUGGUAUGAGUACAAAUGCAUGUAUAUCAAUUGUAAUGAAUUAAAAACUAAGGACCAAGACUGUAUUGAUAGUAUAAAAAAAAAUGAAAUUGAGGAACUAACUUUAGAUUUUGCCCAAUGGAAUAAAGAUUUCGAGACUCUAACAAACUUUAGUAAAUCAAUGAAAGUUGAUGAGUUAGUGACGCUGGGAAAAGCUGAAUCUCCUAUGUUUCAAGCAAAACAACAGCAAGAAUUCCCAGAUAUUUCUGGCAAUAUGGCGAACACUUUAUUCACAACUCGCAACAAAUUGAUCAAUUGCACAUGUGAUCUUCACCGACGCCCAACAUCACCGGAUUCAACUGUCUUUAUGAACAGAGCUUCCCAUUCUAAACCGAUGCGUUUGAAAAAACUUCAUAGUGUGUCACUAGGUCGCGGUCGCGGUCGUGGUAAAUCACAACUACGACGUUCGGGUGUCAGUCAAAAACGACACAGAAAAGAGCAAGAAAGAUAUACAGUGGAAGAAAACAUAAAAAAUGAUAUCGACACGUGGGAAGAGGUGGAAUGUGAUGAAGGUACUGAUGAGGAUCAACUAGACAAUAUCGACGAAUGCGAUUUUGUCAAAGAUACUACACCUUCGUACGAUUUGUCUCAGGAAAUGUGUGCACCGAUAAAAUUUGAGCAAGUUGAGACUGAAUCGAGUUCGAGUGAAGAUGAGGGCAGUAAGGAUGAAGAUAAUGAGUGCGAUGACGGAAAUUCGUUUAGGUCAAGACUAAACUCGUGCAAUUCUGAGGAUAGUUACUCUAUUAUUUUUGACGAAGACGCCCCCUAUCAUUCAAGUGAAAGCGAUAGCUCGGGCAGCGAAUCUGAAUCUGAAAGCGAAGUCGACAGUUCAUCAAAGAAGGUUCGUUUUAACCUAGUACCCACAAUUCACCGUAUGAUCACGUGGAAGUUUGCCUACAAAGCUGCUCGUAAGAAUGAAGACUAUGCUAAUAGUCAACAAUUCCGGUGUCGAAUUGCUCGGACGGCAAGGGUGCUGGAUCCCAUAUUGAAACAAGAGUUACGGAAUCGUAUUUAUCAUGAACGUUUCGAAGAAUAGCAUUUUUUUAACCUGACGAAUUUCGUUCAUUAUAAAGUCUUGUGAUACGUCGCUAAAAAGAGGUUUUAGAUCAAAGCAAUGAUUAAAGAUUAGGAAUAAAAAAACAGUGAUUUAUGAAGUACAUGCCACUGAUUUGAAGUUUUGUAGUGACGUGUGAAUGUCUAAUAAAAAAAUUGGACUGAUUCAUAAACUGAAUAGUUACAAUAGUUAAAUAUAGAAAGAUUGCAUUUUUUGAGAAUAAAACUUUAGUUGAAAAAAUCCAUUUACUGUUGUAUAUUGACGAUAGAAAUAGAAAAUCCAACGUUCAUUGAAUCAGAAUAUUUUACUAUUAUAUUUUUUCAAUGACCCAUGUGUGAGGGCUCGAUUUAUGCACGCUUUGGAAAGCAAACUUGCUUUAAAUCUUGUCUCACACACGUCAUUUACGAAAAAAAAAUUUAGAUACAAGUACGAGAAAAUGAUUUUCACUGUCGCUUCGCUCAGACGUAGAUGCCAGUGUGAGGCUCAAAUGACUUUCUCGAACUAGUAUUAAAAUCUACUAUUAUAUACCUUAUACUAGAAAUGAUAUUUUUUUAGAAUCAUAAUCUAUAAAUAUUUGAAGAUUCCUAUGUAUAUAUUUAUUUUUGGAGUAUCACUAAAUUGAUUUUUUGCACGUCACUCAAAAGUUCGAACUUAGAUAUAAAUAAUAAAAAUUUAGGGAUGAAAAGAAACUAAAAUCUACAAAUUUUGUUAUAAGAGUACUUGAAUAAGUGCCGGAAUGCUAUUGUUGUACAGUAAUUAGCUAAACAUGUGUAAAAAGAAAGACCAACUAGUAAAAAGAAGGAAUCGCUACAAGAAUAAUCGUGGAAUCUUAAAUAAGCAGUCUCGUGCAUAGAGUGGCAUUUUUUUACAAUUUCAAAGCUUCAUGCAAGAUAAAUUAAAAAUAAUAGUCUCUCACUCGUCUUUGUGCCAAAUGCUUAUUUAUCAGUUGCAUACCGUGCGAUGUUUUUCCAUUUUAUUCUCGCGACUGACUGUUUUGUUUUAUGCAUAUUUUAUGAUAGCUUGUUUUUUUUUCCUUACUUGAUUGACUUCGUCUGAAGUCGUACGCAAGGAAAAAUCAUUCCUAUGUAGACGAGCUUGAACUUUGCCAAUAUGCAGUGCUUCAUACUUUCUAAAAUCUUGCAUAUAUAUAAAGUGAAUUCAAAAAAAUUUUAAUGUACACAGGACUUGUGAAUCUAUGAAAAAUCUAUACUAACAUUUUUGGAGUUAAUUGCUAUAGUGUACGCCACUCGAGAAAUAAAAAUUUUUUUUUUUAUAUAAAAAUGCACAGACAAGUAUGUUUAAGUUUUUUUAAAGUAUUUUGAUACAAUUGCACUGUCAAGUAGCGUCAAAUUGGUGAUUUGAUAAAAGAUAGUUACCAUAGUGUCUUGUCAUCAGAAAAAAAAUUAUAAUCGAAGUUGCAAUUAAUGUACAAGUCUUAAUUUUAGUAUUGCGAGUUAUGAAAUAAAAUGAAAAGCGUUUUAAAAGUUUUGCGUCAUAUGUUAAAUUAGAUGUUUUUUUGUCCAUAACUGAUAAAAAAUAUAUCUUAAAAUCGAGUUUAUAUUACAAAACGAUAAAUAUAUAAUUAGUAUAUCUUUUGACAAUGAUUAUGCAUAUAAAGUUUAGGAAAUUAAUCAAUCCUUUGUUUAUGUAAUUAAGUUAUAGGCAACAGAAUUUAUUUAUUUAGGCCAUCAUUUUGAAACUCGUUUCUAAAUUAUUUUCUUUUUAUAAUAAACGCUACUUUCUUUCUAAUAUGUCUAAUGAUCAUAAUUAUCUAAAAUUUUCAACGUUUAUAUAUAUAUUGAUAAACGAGUUUCUUCAUGUCAAUAGUUAAAUAGUGUUUUGUCUGUUUAGUAAAUAAAUGAACGAUAUAGCAACAACGUAUUUUUAAUUAAUGAAAAAGUUUUUAUUGGAUUUAAAUGUUUUUUUUUCAAAUUCGAUGUCAAUUUAUGGUAAGAAAGUCUUUUGUAAAUCCAAUUUUUAAAAGUUGAUUUCAAUUGGUAAUUUUACUUCAUGCUGGCUUUCAAAAUAAUUUAAAAUCGAGUUAAAGAAUAAAACCUAUUUUUUCCUGUGUUACAGUUUAAAAAUUUUAAGCUAGCAU